GCGAUGCCUGUGCGGCCUGUGCGCUGGGCCCGCUGGGCCCGCUGGGACUGGGCUCCGCUCCUGGUCGUGCUGGCCCUCUUCCUCCUGUUGGGACUGCUCCCCGCCGCGUCGCCGCGCCGGCCGUCUAAAGACUACAAACUGGUGCUGCGCAAUCUUUUCCUGAGGAACUGUCCAGACACGCCCGAUGCCUACGCGAAAAUAGACGAGGCGACUAAAAUACAUCUUCUGAGAGACGGUGGACAGCUCAUCGACGUGAACUUCACCGUGGCGAAACCAGUGCGCAGUGUACGCGUGGUGUCGAUGAAGAUCAACAAGUGCCGAGACGUGGUGUCCCACGACACGUGUGAGUACUUCACCACGUGGUCCUGGAAAACGGGGAUCUGCAACAUCAUCGUGAUGCAGAACAUGGUGUGGUCCACCCUCGUCGAGGGCAUAGAGCCCAAGCUUAAGUGUCCCAUCCAGGCGGGGAACUACUCCAUGCACAACGGGACGUUUGACGUCAACAACCCCAUGUUUCGCAGCGUGUUCGAAGCCAACGUGUGGACCGGCGUCUUCUCCGCCAUCGACCAGGACGACGCCACGUUCGUCUGCAUCGAGGGAGGCUUGCAGGGCAUCAAAGUCCGCGCCCCAAGUUCCGCGCACUGACCCGCGGCUACUUACUUUAAAUGACAUUUAUGUUUACGGCAGGGAUACAUUUUUAAAAGUACAGCAAUGGACACGCUUUUACACUUUUGACUUAG
Thrips palmi is the source of this 740-nucleotide messenger RNA. RefSeq lists its product as uncharacterized. Lineage: Eukaryota; Metazoa; Arthropoda; Insecta; Thysanoptera; Thripidae. Bases 4 to 645 code for a protein of 213 amino acids. The transcript is spliced from 4 exons. The record is from RefSeq and is a predicted model, not a curated record.